Molecule: messenger RNA, 491 nt
Organism: Cetraspora pellucida
Lineage: Eukaryota; Fungi; Glomeromycota; Glomeromycetes; Diversisporales; Gigasporaceae
Source: the annotation of a GenBank genome assembly
UUAUCAAACUGUUCAACCUGUUAAUUUGGCUCUUUGUUAUUAUUUAGGCUUAGAAUCAUUACAAAAGUCUCAAUGUUAUUAUAUUCAAUUCAAAUCUUUAGAAUUACUUAUAUCUCUUUCUUAUCAGGAGCCUAAGUGGUUUAAAGAUGUAGUACAUGAAGAAAUAGAGAAAUUUAUCAAAUUACUACCAGUAGAUUCUCAACUAAAAUUUCAAAACCUAAUUAAUGAUAUAAAUCAAAAGCUUCAAUUAAGUAAUGAAUUUAUGGAACAAUUUAGCAUAAAUUAUGUAAAGAAAUCAAUAAUCAAGAACGAUAUUUCAGAUCAAACAUCUAAUUCUUUAUCAGAAAUAAUUGCAGAAAACUUUACCUGUAAGAUUACUAAACAAAUAACUGGAGAUUUUCUUAUUUUAUCAUGCUGUGGACAUUCUGUUAGCCGUGAUGCUAUUAAUAAGUGGAAAAAUAUUUCAAUUGUUGAGAAUAAAUUAUUUGAAU